Messenger RNA from Fundulus heteroclitus (mummichog), 2797 nucleotides. RefSeq lists its product as uncharacterized. NCBI's taxonomy places the organism in Eukaryota, Metazoa, Chordata, Actinopteri, Cyprinodontiformes, Fundulidae. Bases 1211 to 2623 code for a protein of 470 amino acids. Gene Ontology annotation, biological process: positive regulation of p38MAPK cascade; positive regulation of cell-substrate adhesion. The record is from RefSeq and is a predicted model, not a curated record. The transcript has 5 exons.
CUUCCUCCCACCGUCCGAUUGGACUGUCCAAAUUGCCCUUAGGUGUGUGCCUCCAUGUUGGCCUGUGAUGGACUGGAGACAUGUGCAGAGAGUAGUAGGCAAUGGAUGGAUGGAUAACAGAAAUAGAAAUAAUAUUUCAUUUCCACCCAGAGAAUAAGUAGCUUUACAUUUACAUUUGAAUAACUCUCGUCCUACAUGUCUAGUCAGAUGGUUAGUGCUGGAGCCUUCUGAGGGGCAGUUUGAUCUCCCCAUUCAUACAUUUAGAGUUAUAAAUAUACAAAAAGGCACAAACAGAAAUAAAGUUGCAGUAUAACCCAAUGGCAAAAAUGUGCACACCCUUAAAUUAAAACUUGCCCAUUCUGCCAUGCAAAACCUCAGAUUGUGAGAACCUCUCUUGCCAUUUCAUUGUUGAUUUGGGUGCAGUGUUGGACUUACUGACGCUGAAAAUAAAACCUCUCUCCAUCUUUCUGCUCCCUGGCAAACAUUCACAGUUUGGGGGUAAAUAAGACAUUUGCAACUUUUCAUUUGAUGAAAAGCAACCCCAGAGACUGAUGCUGCCACCACCAUGUUUCACCGGGAUGUGGAGUUCUUCUGUUGAUACUCAGUGUUGUCUUUGUGCCAAACAUACUUUUUGUUACGUUAGAUCAUAGCACUUUUUCCCACAAGGUUUUUUCGAAUAUUCCUGCCAGGUCUGGACGUUCUCAGGAUGUUUUCAGGAUGUUUUUCUCCUUCAACCUGACUAAUUUUGGAAAUUGCCACAUGUUCAGAGUUUCUUUGGCCCUCAUGGCAGCCUCCCUGACCAGUUAGAGCCUUUUUGUUCUCAUGUUCCCCCAUUAUCAAUACUAUAAGCGAGUAAAGAUGAUGGACAGGUGUCUUAUAUUGUUUACGUCGCAGUAACCUGACAGUUUUACACAUGAGUGGAGAUCUACUGUAGCACCUGUGUUCACGUGGUCCUGGUGUUCUUCCCUGGUUAAAAAGCAAGCUGAACAGAAGCCUUGCUCCCAGUCCAGCCUGUUAGUUGAUGCUUAUGACUUCAUGGUGCUAUACCUCCCUCUGUUCACUGUGGGUAGAAAGGUAAAAACAACACAUCUAAGCACAGAAACGGUGAUAAUUAGAUGACUGUAAAGGUGAUAGCAAUAUGUUCCUGGCAUAUAUUAGCUGCAUUACAGAUACAGUUUAAUUGCUUUUUGACCAUCGUGCUUCUCUUUUAAUGACCGCAUCCAUUUUGAGCAGGACAGUGGCCACACUAACCAGCCACAUUAUGACAGAAUCAGAAGCUUCUGGGGCGGGGAAGCCCCCCUCGUCCUACAUGAUUUUUGUGGUGGUCUUCCUCUUCUUCCUGACUGGACUGCUGGGCUUCCUUAUCUGCCACCUCCUGAAGAAGAAGGGCUAUCGCUGCAGAACUGGAGACCUGGAAGAUGAAGAGGACAAGCUAGGGGAAGAUGAAUAUGAUGAGAACGAUGAGAACCAGGACACCGUGGAGCAGAUUCUUAAGUGUAUCAUGGAAAAUGAAGCCAACAUGGAGGCCUUCAAUGAGAUGUUGGGAAACCAUAACGUCUGUGUCCGACAUGAUCCAAGGUUACGAAAGGAGUCCAUUGGUGGUGUUCCUCCCCAUCACCAUACAGUCCACUCAGGCACCGACCACAACUCCUGCCUCCUCUGCACUCAAGUUCGAGCGAAAAAGGGCCGCAGACAAAGCAGAACACCCCGUUUCAAGAAACCUGGAGAGCAGACAGUUUUUUCUGUUGGGAGGUUUCACGUGACACACUCUGCUAAGAAGCCCCAGGGAGGUUCUAAUCGAUUGGCUGCAUCGGGGGACCAGUUGGACCAGUCCCAAGACAGUGACGAGAGAAAGGAGGAUGGAUAUAAUCUAAAAAAUAUGUUUAAGGAAGUCCAACCACCUUCAGAUGGUACCAAUGGUGUUGCUGCAAACGUGGGGAAGAGAAAGAAGAGUCUGACCAUAUUUGGGCUAAGGCGGGGCAGUGAUCCUUUAGGAUUGAGAGUAAAAGACAGGGCAUGGAGAGAGACUGGGGGGAUUAGAUUUGCUGCUCAGAGGCCACCUGUAGUGCUGGAGGAACCUGUACAGGCAGAGAAGGUUGAGGCUUGUCCAGAGUCUGGCACUAAACCUGGUGCCAAGCGGAAUACUGAGCCUGCUUCAGUUCAGUUUGAAGGUAAAACCUCAAUUCUAAAACGAUCCCCAAAGUCUAACUCUGGACCCCAGGAAGGUUCCAAACUUGAACUGAGUUCUGACCUGCAAGAAAAGAUGAGUACAGGAGCCUCCGCCCCCACCUCCCUGCCUAUUUCACAUGCCAAAUCUGAAACUGUCGACAAUAAGGUAUUAAAGAUGGAAGAUCCUGGACCACUACAGACCUCAACCCCCAUUGACACCCCACCUGCACCAGUUCUAGGUUUCACCUCUGUCUUGUCCACUGGUCAGUCCCAUUUGAACAAAGACUUUAUGGCUGUCCGAGCUUUGUCUGACCCAUGUUCCAGCCCAGAUCCAGAACCGGCCAUCAGUGGUGGCCUCGCUUUAAUAAGCUUAGGUUCAUCUCCUGCAACUUCUUUCCUAAACAAGACCUUUUUCAUCGGUCUCUUCUUUAAAAACAACCUACCUCAUCCCUGACUGAGUCACCAAGCCCCAAAAGCAGCUUAAGAAAGACAACAACAGAGGUGACCAAUACCAUACUGUCGUCACCACUAGAACCAAGUUCUUCUCCAACCGCAGCUUCACCUUAUCCAAUCCUAAUGUCAGAAAGGUUUUCCGUCAGAUCUGCAACCCAAGGAAACACAGUUUCAA